AUAAAUGACAUACAAAACAAUAUAAAGCAAUUUUUCGUUGCAAAAACUACUGUCCACAGUUAUUAUUUUAGUGUAAGAACGAACUUAAGCGUGAAUAUUGAAAAACGACGGUGGUUCUCAUUAUUGAUAAUCAAUAUGUUAUAAACAUGUACAUAAAUUCGUUCAUUAAGGAAAUAGAAAUGUUUUGUGAAAUUGUUUUUCUCGUGAUUAGGCAUUUUAAAUAGUUGGCGCAUUAAUUUCAUUUCAUUUCGUUAAUCGAGAUGGAAUUGAUAGGAAAGUUCCCCCUCCAUUGCGAAACUUGCAAUGAUAUGCUGAUAAAAUUAUUUUGAAAUAGGAUUAUGAAUAAACAUAGUAGAAUUGAUGUUGAUGUAGCUAAUUUUUCUUUUAUUUUUACGAAAAACCAUAGUUUCAGUUUUUCUUACGUAAUACGCAAAAGUAAAAGAUAUUUAAUUUAUCAGAUUUUAUGAAAACUAACAUCAAAAUCUCGCUUGACUCGUGUUUUACAUAAUAUAUAAUUUUGCAAUAAAAUAUAACUUAAUGUGAAACAACCUUUUUAUUGACUACAUAUCGAUAGUAUCUAUUAUGACAUCCAUUGUAUCAUUUUAAAAACAGGAAUAAACAAUUAUGAGCCAAUUUACAAUAUUAUGUUUCAAACAAUCCACAAUUUCAAGUAGAUAUUGGCUAGAGAGAUAUUUGAAACAAUAUUUAUUGCAUCAUGCAAGAGUAUUCUCCAAUGGAAUUAACAACCGUCAUAAAAGUUACAUCACCAAAAGAGAAAAUGUCAGUAAAAGUAAAACAUUCAAAUUGCGAGUACUUCAAGACAUUAAACAAACUAAGCGAAAAGUGAAAGUAAUUAUUGAGAAAGAAAACAUCUGGACAAUACCAAAUUUUCUUUGUGUGGGAAGAAUUUUAACAUCACCAUAUUUAAGUUACUUAAUUUUAUCACAAGAUUACCAGAUAGCAUUGUCGCUGUUAAUAAUUGCUGGGUUUAGUGAUCUAGCAGAUGGAUGGAUUGCACGUACAUGGACAUCCCAAGCUUCUAAGCUUGGUAGUUUUCUGGAUCCUGUUGCAGAUAAGUUACUUGUAGGUACAUUGUUCCUAUCUUUGGCCUGGGUAGGAUUGGUUCCUAUUCCUUUAACGUGUCUUGUUGUUGCAAGAGACAUUAUGUUGGUUUCAGCUGCUUCUUACAUAAGAUAUCAAUCUUUACCUCCCCCAAAAACUUUGGCCAAAUAUUUUGAUCCUACAUAUGCAACAGCACAAUUGGCUCCAACAUAUAUAAGUAAAAUUAAUACUGCUAUUCAAUUGUCCUUUGUUGCUGGAACAUUAGCUGCACCUAUCUUUCAUUUUGUAAAUCAUCCAGCUUUAAAAAUUUCUUGCUAUAUAACAGCAUUAACAACAUUAGCAGGUGGUGCAAGUUAUUUGAUAUCAAGAAACACGUAUAAGUUAUUAAGGAAAAAAACUUCAAAAAAGUCAUCUCAUUAAAUGUAUGUAUUAAUGACCACAA
This is a messenger RNA of Frieseomelitta varia, 1504 nucleotides long. It is a transcript of the gene CLS, whose product is annotated as probable cardiolipin synthase (CMP-forming). Gene Ontology annotation, cellular component: membrane; mitochondrion. Gene Ontology annotation, molecular function: cardiolipin synthase activity. The transcript is spliced from 4 exons. The coding region runs from base 625 to 1482 and encodes 285 amino acids. Gene Ontology annotation, biological process: cardiolipin biosynthetic process. Lineage: Eukaryota; Metazoa; Arthropoda; Insecta; Hymenoptera; Apidae. The record is from RefSeq and is a predicted model, not a curated record.